CGCUCGCAACACGUACGACUUGUGACAGCAGCAAAAACACUCGCAGCGACUCCUUCACUCUCUUCCUCCUUCCAGAUCUCAUCUCAGCCCAGCAGACACGCCACUUCAUCUGCAGUGAAAACAGCAAACAGAAUGUCUCACAACAACGACUCCUUCAAGCUCGUCAAUGUCUUCAAUGUCAAGGGCAAGGUCGCGCUCGUCACGGGUGGCGGAAGUGGAAUUGGCUUAAUGGCUACGCAAGCCCUUGCCGUCAAUGGAGCCAAGGUCUACAUCGUUGGACGAACCCAAGACAAGCUCGACACAGUGGUCAAGACCUACUCCCAGGGGAUUGAAGGCCAAAUCAUCCCCAUCACCGCCGACAUCAGCAGCAAGGAAUCGAUCAAGAAGCUCUACAAAGAAUUCUCCGAGAAAGAGGAUCGCCUCGAUAUACUGUUCAACAAUGCAGGUAUAUCUACUGCUACUUUCAAGACCGAAUCCAAAAGCGCCGAGGAAAUGAAGAAGAACCUCUUCGACAACGAGGAGGCCACCUUUGAGGACUGGGAAGCGGUGUAUCGCACGAAUGUUGGCCAACUCUAUUUUGUAACCCUCGCCUUCCUUCCACUCCUGCAGAAAGCUACGGAGAAGACUCAUGGCUGGUCAUCAACAGUUAUCAACACUGCUUCCAUGUCAGGUGAAGUGAAGACGACUCAGCAUCAUCCGCAAUAUAAUGCCAGCAAAGCCGCGGCCAAGCACCUCACGAGAAUGAUGGCGAAUGAGUUUCAAGAGAAUGGAUUGAAGAUUCGUGUCAACUCCAUCAGUCCCGGAGUAUUUCCUUCUGAGAUGACUGCUGGAGAGAGCGAUGGCAACCAGAAGAGCCAUGUUGAGAAGGAAAAGUACGAAGGGAAGACUGCAGCACAGAGACCCGGCAAGGACGAAGAUAUGGCUGGUGCUGUACUCUUCGCGGUGACAAAUCAGUACUGGAAUGGCCAGAACGUGACUGUCGAUGGAGGAUACGAGUUGAUUUCUGGCAAUUGAGCACGAUUCAUGACAUGCCCGCUUGUGGUCCUGAUUACAUGAAAGUACAUAGUAGAAGCCUUGCGCCGUAAGAGCAGUCGGUUCUAAUAGCCCGUUCUGAGCAGAGGAACGUCUCAGCAGUCUGGGAUGACUGAGAAAAAGUGCAAGUGCUAUCUAGGUACUUGUGGGAAAAGGAAUUCACACAGACUACAGCACAAGAGGUAUUGGGAGCUGUCUAGUGCAGGUACAAGACAACAGCAGUAAAGAUUAUAUAAGGUACAUGUAGU
Molecule: messenger RNA, 1280 nt
Organism: Sphaerulina musiva SO2202
Lineage: Eukaryota; Fungi; Ascomycota; Dothideomycetes; Mycosphaerellales; Mycosphaerellaceae
Product: NAD(P)-binding protein
Exons: 2
Coding region: 133-1014 (293 amino acids)
Source: RefSeq, a predicted model, not a curated record